GCUUUCCGUUCUGCCAGCUCUCCCAGAGGACGUGGUUCCCGUAGGAAAAGGCUGGAUCCACCCGCGCUCCUGCCUGGCUGGGAGCGGUUCGCAGCUCUCUGCGGUUUGCCAGCAAUUGGCCACCAGAAGCCGCUCAGUGCGACUGGAGCCCCGCGACGUGCGCAGCCGGCGUCUGAUGGGGUUUGGGCGGCACCGCGCCUCCCCGCCGGCUUUGUGCAGUCCCACUGCAGAGCCUGCACCGGCGAAAUGAGGCUCUGCCGGAAGCGACGUGGGCACCCCAGGGAGACCCGAAGUACCUCGGCUUUCUAAUCGCAACUGAAUGCUGCAGCCUGCCUGGCUGGGGCGGGCGUCCAGUGCCUGCCGGCCGCGGUGCUGGCUCCAGGCACCUCACGCCCACUGUCUGCAGGGGACAGGAACGCCCCUGUGCUGCAGGGCGGCUGCUGUCCGUGAGUCACCGUGGGAGGGAAGUCAGUCUGUCGGGCCUGCGGCAGCCCUUCCAGAGAGCUCGAAAUAGUUAAGCAGCGUACAUGCAUGCAUAUGCGCUAUCGCUUUAGCUUUCUCGUGCGCUCUCCCCCUCCUACUCCCACCCCUGCUAUUUAAACAGUUCAGCCUUUUGCACAGGCGUAGAUAUCCUGUUUGUUUCUGAAGAGAAAUUAGACGGCUUUCUGUACGUGCCAGGUCAGUAAGGGCAGGUUUUAGAAGCUCGGUACGCUAGGCCCGCAUGGAAAAAAUCGGAGCUCUCCAGCUGCCUGCCGCCGGGAAGGUCUUUGGCCAGGAGCCCUCUCGCUGCCCGUGGAUGGUGCCCAGCGUGGCUGAAGCGGGGCCAGGAGGGCAGUGGUCAUGCUGAUAUUCCUUUCUGCAUUUAAGUCACAGUCUCCAAUGAACAAAGCCAGGAUUAACAGCUUCUGCCAUGAAAUCGAAGCCAAGAAAGCUUGCGACUGGCUGCGGGCGGCAGGAUUCCCGCAGUAUGCCCAGCUUUAUGAAGACUCGCUGUUCCCACUUGACAUCGGCGCUGUGAAGAAAGACCACAGUUUCCUGGACCAGGACUCCCUCAAAUCCCUCUGCAGGAGGCUGAUGACCCUGAACACGUGUGCCUCCAUGAAGCUGGAAGUCCACUUUCAGCGUAAACAGAAUGAAGACUCCGAGGAAGAGGACCUGUGUGCCAUCAGCAACCGGUGGGCUUUCCAGCAGGAAAGCAAGAGGUGGUCCCGGGUGGGCUCUGUCGACGUCCUCUCCCAGGCCUCCGAGGUGCCCAACUGCACCAUGCGGCAGGCGUCCAGCCGCGAGAGCGUCCUCACCGACCUCAGCACCAACCUGGAGGCCGUGUCCCUGCACAGCAGCGUCAGCACGGGCAGCACGAGCGGCACGCCCGGCAUCGUGGUCACGCCGCCCGAGCCGUCUCCUGCCCGCGACGCUGCCGCCGUCGCCCAGCCCGGCCGCAGCUCCAGCACCCGCUCCUUGGCGGAGCCGCCCUCCGGCCGCGAGGGCCCCAAGGAGAAGCUGAAGAAGCGAAGGUCUCGCAGCUUCCUGAAGAGGAUCGAGUCCCUGCGAAGGAAGGACAAAGAGAAAGCUGGCCCGGACGAGAAGGGUGUCCCGAACAGCGGCGUCAUGGCCAAACCGGGGUGGGACUCCACCAAGAGUAACGGGGACCUCACAGCCACCAAGGGCAGCUCCCCUAAAAGAGGAGCAUCUGCCUCCUUCCACGGCAAAAAACACUUCUUCUCGGUGUCGUACAGGACUAACCGCCUGCUAGGCUCAGGCAGGGGCAAGGGGAGCUCAGAGGCGAAGCGCACCGGGGUCUACCUGGAGGACUACGAGACGGCCGUGACCGCCGGCGGCACCUGGGCUGCUGGGGAGCGCCAGCACCGGCCGGCGUGCCGGGGAGAUUGCCUGGUCUACGUUCCCAGGGACCACAAGCCGGGCACCUUCCCCAAAUCCCUCUCCAUCGAGAGCCUGUGCCCCCUGGGCAGCAGCUCCCUGACCAGCUGGAAGGCGGGGGACAAGCCCGUGGGGCUGGCGGGAGGCGGAGGGGGCAGCAGCAGCAGCGUGGAGGGCUCGGCCUCCCCGCGGGGCUUCGCCUGCCACCGCCGCCGGGGCUCCUGCAGCUCCCUGGGCAGCCGGGCGAGCGUGUACGACAACGUGCCCGAGUUCGGCAGCGGCGACGAGUUCUCCAAGGCGGACGGGGAGGUGACCUACCAGAACCUGGACGACAUCCUGCAGCACAUGUGGGGGCUGCAGCAGAAAGUGGAGCUCUGGUACAAGGCCAUCUCCCCCGGCCUGGCCGGGGAGGACGGGGGCGAGGAGGAGGAGGAGGAGGAAGAGGAGACGGACUCGGGCGGGGAGCCCACCUUCCCCUCCAACCUGCACUUUGAGGAGCGGUCCAUGUCGGACGUCGGCACCUCUGCCAGCGACUUCGACAGCACGGGCAACUCCCUCAACGAGGCCGAGGAGCUGGAGAUGCGGGAGCGCCGCGACUCGGGCGUGGGAGCCUCGCUCACCAGGCCCUGCAGAAAGCUGCGCUGGCACAGCUUCCAGAACUCCCACCGGCCCAGCCUGAACUCUGCCUCGCUGGAGAUCAACCGCCAGUCCUCUGCCCAGCUCAACCUGCUCCAGAAGUGCUCCCUGCUCCGGCUCACGGCCAUCAUGGAGAAGUACUCCGUGCCCCACAAGCAAGCCUGGACGUGGACUGUGCCCAAGUUCAUGAAGCGGAGUAAAGUCCCCGACUACAGGGACAAGGCAGUGUUCGGGGUGCCGCCCAUCAUCAAUGUGCAGAGGACGGGGCAGCCGCUGCCGCAGAGCAUCCAGCAGGCGAUGCGCUACCUCCGCAGCCAGUGCCUGGACCAGGUCGGCAUUUUCCGGAAAUCGGGGGUGAAGUCCCGCAUCCAGGCGCUCCGGCACAUGAACGAGACCAGCCCCGACAACGUCAACUACAAGGGGCAGUCGGCGUACGACGUGGCCGACCUGCUGAAGCAAUAUUUCCGGGACCUGCCGGAGCCCAUCUUCACCAGCAAGCUGACCGACACCUUCCUGCAGAUCUACCAGUUCGUGUCGAAGGAGCAGCGGCUGCAGGCGGUGCAGGCUGCCAUCAUCCUGAUGCCGGAUGAGAACCGCGAGGUGCUGCAGACCCUGCUCUACUUCCUGAGCGACAUCGCCUCCGCCGAGGAGAACCAGAUGACCGCCGGAAACCUGGCCGUGUGCCUGGCCCCCUCCAUCUUCCACCUCAACGUGUCCAAGAAGGAGAGCACCUCGCCGAGGGCCAUGCACAGGAGGGGCACCGUGGGGAAGCCCGACCAGAAGGACCUGAACGAGAACAUGGCCGCGACGCAGGGGCUCUCCCACAUGAUCACCGACUGCAAGAAGCUCUUCCAGGUCUCCCACGACAUUCUGCUCCAGCUGAGCAGCUCCUACAUGGCAGCAGAUGCUUACCCCCAUCCCCUGGCUGACUUUGUGUGCCAAGGGGAAAGCAAGGAUUUACACUCCUACUUUGAGCAGAGUGUCCAGAACCUGCUCAAAGAGUCAUCGGAGAAAUUCAAGGGGUGGCUGAGCACCCCAGGACCCCUGAACACGGAGCUCUCCUGCAAAAAGGUUGGGGACGGGCACCCUCUGCGCUUGUGGAAGGUCUCCACGGAUGUUGAGGCCCCUCCCUCGAUGGUGCUGCACCGGGUGCUCCGGGAGCGUCACCUCUGGGACGAGGACCUGCUGCAGAGCAAAGUGGUGGAGGCCCUGGACAAGGACAUGGAGGUUUAUCACUACGUGACGGACAGCAUGGCACCCCACCCGCGCAGGGACUCCGUGGUGCUCAGGCGCUGGCGCACGGACCUGCCGCGGGGAGCCUGCCUGCUCAUCUCCAUCUCGGUGGAACACGACAAGCUGCAGGCGGAAGGCGGCGUCAAAGCCGUGGUGCUGACGUCCCAGUACCUCAUCGAGCCCAGCGGCAUGGGCCGCUCCAAGGUGACGCACAUCUGCAGGGCUGACCUCAGGGGCCGGUCUCCGGAGUGGUACAACAAGGUCUUCGGGCACCUCUGCGCCAUGGAGCUGGCGAGGAUCCGAGAUUCCUUCCCAGCGCUGAGCCCCAACGGCCCCGAGACCAAGAUCUGAGGAGCCGGGAAGCUGCUCUGUCCUGUCGGACCGCGGACUCGCCAGUCACUUGGGCUGGGGCAGGCGGAGGGGAGCGCGGAGCUGGCAUCCAGCUGCACGGGGGCACCCUCAGGCACAUAUUUAUAAGCUUCCUUUUAACCUGGGCCAGGCCCCCCCUCUGGAGAGCCACGGGCCGCCGCAGCUGUGCACGGCGCCUUCUCUCCUCCGGCUGCGGGGCUCUUUGCCUCCACCCCUGCCGCCCUUUCCCCAGCGCGGAGAGGCGAAGCCCUGCCCCACAGGUUGUCUGCGGGUGGGAUGGGCGAGCAAGGUGCUGCUCAUUCACGGGAAGGAGAGGGGGCCUGGGGGUGACCCCCACUAGGAAGGCAGCAGGCCCAGGGUGAGCUGGGCCCCCCGUGUGAGCCCCGUGGAGCUCAGCUCCCCCAGGCCGGGCACGGUGGUGGAGGUGUGGGGCGAAGCAGGAGGCAGGAGGGGGAGACGAGAGCAGGGAGGACGGGGCCGCGUCCGUAGGUCACGGCGCUGUGUCGGGAAGUGACGGGGGGGCGGCGAGGGGGGAGCGUGCGUGGGUUGGCACCCGGCGGGGGAACAGGCAGGGGGGCAGGGUGGGAGUCAGCUGAAGGGUGCUGUUAUCGGAGGAGGGAACCGUGUGGGGAUAUCUAUCGAGCCAGUUAGUGACGGCCAUCGCUGAGUGGCAGAAGGAAUCCAUUGCUAUCACCUCUGCUGCUCAAUUUCAUAGGAGAUGAAGGAGAAAGCUCUCCAGUCCAGCGCCUUGUUAGCUGCCUUGCUCAGCUAAGAGACGCCCCCGUGCGCUAGGUUUCAGUAGGGGCUGGAUGGACGCGGUUCCAAGCCAAGCCCCGUCCCUCGGACCUGUUGUACCGCUCAGCCGGAGGGGGCAGGACAGGGCUGGGAACCCAGAGCAGCCACCAAGAAGCUGGUGACGGGGGGAGUGCUCCGAGGAGGCACGGUGGGGACAAGGGACGUGCCCGGGCCUGGUGGGGCUGAGACUUACCCUGGCUUUGGGCAACCACAGGAGCAGAGCCGGUGCCCCUGCCGGGUGCGGAGCUGCCUCCGUCCCCUGUCCCCAGCACUCCCUCAGCUCCCACCUCGCACCCUUCCUUUCCUCCACCCUGAGAAGCCGUCCGACGUUGCUGCCAGCACUCGGAACUGACCUGGUUUCUCCUUGUAGGCAGGGACCCAAGUUACUCGACGUCGUUCCAACUGGAAGGCAACACGACCCACGUGUGGGAGCAAUUCCCCAUGCCAGUUUUGCCGUAACAAAUGGUGUUUGUCUCUUGGUGAAAAAAAACAACCCAGCCUGUAUUCUGUGUUUUUAUAUAUAUAUAUAUAUAUAUAUUUUAUAUAUAUAUAAAAAAUAUAACUAACUUUUCUGAGGGAGUGAUUUUUCUCCUAAUAUUUUUUUAAAUGUUUCUUUUUUUUUUUCUACCUAUAAAUACUUGUACAGUUGGAAUAUUAAUAUAUAACUCAGGCGGUAGAGCUCAGCGCCAGGUGAUGUUCACUUAAAAGACAUGUAUUUUGUAUUUAAGGGACUAUUCCUUGUUUUGUAUCAUAUGCAACUGCAACAGACUGUUUGACUUGGAUCGGGGCUGCUCUUCCCAUCCGUGUAAUUAAUAAAGUACUAACGA
This is a messenger RNA of Cygnus olor (mute swan), 5738 nucleotides long. It is a transcript of the gene STARD8, whose product is annotated as StAR related lipid transfer domain containing 8. Lineage: Eukaryota; Metazoa; Chordata; Aves; Anseriformes; Anatidae. Gene Ontology annotation, biological process: signal transduction; actin cytoskeleton organization; regulation of Rho protein signal transduction. Bases 841 to 4098 code for a protein of 1085 amino acids. The record is from RefSeq and is a predicted model, not a curated record. Gene Ontology annotation, molecular function: lipid binding; GTPase activator activity. The transcript is spliced from 14 exons.